UGCCGGGGGGGAGGACGGACACAAGGACCCUGGGCAGGUCGGUGCGGCUGUUUUCUAUUGUCCCUCCUUGCAGAAGAGUCUUUCGAACAAAGGCUGCCAGCGAUGGCCCCAGCCCUUCUCCAGGUGGGAUGUGGCCCGCGGGGCGAGCUGGCCGCAGCCCGCAGGGAGCCAGGGACCCCAGCGCUCCCGUUUCCCAGUUGUAAGCACUUCUCUGGUUCUGGGUCAUUUCAGAGUGAGCCGUCGCCACUCCUUCCCCCACCCUGCUCAGCAGCAGAGCCGCAAAAUGAGGCAGAACAGGUUUGUCGUCCUGCACGCGCGGUGACCCGAUUCGGAGUAAACCCGGAACACGCCAGACACCGCCUAUAAAUGGGUCCCUGCGCUGCCCGCCCUCCAGGAGCCCGGGAAGAUGCCACAGGAGCUGGGCAGAGCUGCGGAGGCGACAGGAAAAGCUCUCGCUUGUUCCAAACCGAGGCGGCAGCCCUGAGGAACCCAGGGAGAUCGUGGGGCGCGCCGGGGGCUGGCCACGCGGCCGGAUACAAUGUCUUCCAGGGAGUCGCUCCCCACCACGCCCGGCCAGCCGCAGGGGCCGGGCAACGGCAGCCGCCUCCCUGGGCAGUCAGAACCUGUGGGUGAGAUGGGAGCUGGGAAAAGUGCCCCAGGAAGCAGCACCCUUGGGCAGGAGAAAUGGGAGUCCGUACGCGGGGCCACGGAGGCCUGCAGCGACGGCGGCAGGACCUGGAAUGGAGGGGAGGGCGCGACCACCAGCACGCCCGCGCCCUCUGACACUGAGCGCUCCGGCGAAGACGCCCGCGGUGAGCUCGGGGGCCGGAGGGAGCUGUCGUUGCCGGGCCCCCACGCGCUGGUGCUGGUGACCCUGCUGCGCCGGCACACGGAAGGAGACCAGCCAGCACCGAGCAGAGCCCAGGAGACGUGUGGCCCGGAGGCCCCGAUGAACACGAUUGUCUUGUUCGCCCAGAGAGAAGAGCUGCCGAGCGGGGCCCUGGAGCAGUGGCUCUCGCCCGCAGGGGACGUGCCCGGACGGUGGCAAGGCCGACGUUGCGCUCUCGACACGGAAGCGACAGGGCAGGAGCGAGCUGCCCAGGCAGAACUGCUGAUGGCUCAGGUAGCGGAGACGGUGCGGCGCAGCAAGGCCCCUGACGGUCCGGGCACGGCUCCCGGGGCAGACGGCAGCAGGAAGCAGGGCGGGGAAGAGGAAGAUGACCAGCAAGGGGAGGCAAAGGAAGGGGCCCAAGAGGAAGAGGCGCCAGCCAGCGAGACAGCAGGGCCGGGGACCAGCAGCUGCCUCACAGGGAAACCAGAGCUGAGGAUCGUCCUCGUGGGUAAGACGGGAGGCGGGAAAAGUGCCACAGGAAACACCCUCCUGGGCGAGGAGACGUUUCCGUCUGUACUCCAGGCGACACCUGUCACGCAGAGCUGCAGCCGAGGCAGCAGGACCUGGCGAGGAAGGAAGGUUUUGGUUAUCGACACCCCUGCUAUUUUUGACACCCAUGUCUCUGAUGAUCGAGUCACCCGGGAGAUGCGUCGCUGUAGGGAGCUCUCCGCCCCAGGCGCCCACGCGCUGGUGCUGGUGACCCAGCUGGGCCGCUACACGGCGGAAGACCAGCACGCAGUGAGGAGAGUGCAAGAGCUGUUUGGCUGGGAGGCCAUGAAGUACACGAUGGUCGUAUUCACCCGCAGGGAAGACCUGCGCCGCGGGACGCUGGAGGAGUAUCUCUCCCACCGGGACAACGAGCAGCUUCUGCACCUAAUCCGAGAGUGCGGCGGCCGCUACUGCGCGUUCAACAACAAGGCUCCAAAGGAGGCUCGGGCUGCCCAGGCGGAGGAGCUGCUGGGUAAGAUCGCCGAGAUGGAGCGGGAGAACAAAGACCGACCGUUCUACGUGAAUGAGAUGUCUGAGAAGGCCGAGAAGCUUCUGAAAGCAAAGGCCGCGGGCUGCGAGAGAGAUGGAAGCACACGAAGAGGAGGGGAGGCCGAGCAGAGAGAGCUGAUGGAAACCCAGAAGGCCUAUGAGAGAAAACAGAAAUCCAGGGGUGAUAAAAGGAGUGCUGGAGACUGGUGUUUAUCAUGGCCAGGCAUCUCAGUGCCAAGUUUGUCAGCGCCAGGCAUCUCACUGACAAGGUUUUUGGAGGGCCGGAAGUGACAGCAACUGAGCUGCACCUACUGCCUCGCUUGACUUUGUGGGGUCUCCGAAUUCAAAGCUGGAGGGAAAAGAACUUUUAACUCUUCUGAGACACAAAUUUCCAGGCGCCAAAGGGCCCGUCUACACGGCAUUUUGGAGCAAGUCUCUCCGGCCAGGUCAAUGGACGCCGACCCCCAACCUCCUUAGGCUUCCGAGCCCGAGUGUCAUUGUGAGUGGCAGCUUCCAAGCACUGUGUGUACCACUGUUUUCGGAGCACUCGCGUGAGCUCUGCAAGCCUGGGUGAGAUGCUCGCUUCAGCGCCCGUGCAGCCACGUGCCAUGCGACCGGUCCCACGUGGCGCCUGUCCUGGGAGACGCUGGAGGAUUGUCCCGCACAACGCGUGCCCCAAGCUCCCGUUCCAUCCAGCCCUAAGCAAGUCACUGACGGACGUCACCCGUUUGCUGACGGAAGCCCUAUUGUCUGUUAGGAAAAUGGCUGGUCCCCGAACUGUUCUUUCCCUCAGCUUCAUCCAGUUCUAGCUACGUAUAAAUCUUUGGCCCGUCCUUGUCCAUUCAGUUCCUCCGAAAGCCCAACUGGGUUUUACCGCUCUUUUCUAGCCUCCUACAGUCUACCCUUUGUGGUAGUGCAAAGCCAAGAUCUCAAAGCACCAUCCUGCGAGUGAACCCACCUAGGGUCCUAGCCAACCACCCACCUGCCCACUCCGCACAUGGUGCCUCUGGAGCCCACAGGCAUGCUGGCUCUUUCUGACACCUCACCCAGCAAACUCAGGUAACAUGUUUCCCUCACAUCACAUGACCUCUAAAGAGUCAUUAAAGCAAUUUCACUAUUUCCUGUCCCUAAGAAUUCCUAAAUCCUGCAUCUCAGCUGCGUGUCUGCCCACACCGUAUAUCCGUGAAGAAUAUUUAUACAACGAAGAAGUGGAACUACUAAUUAGCAUGUGUCCUCUACUAGUGCUGGGUACCAUGAAAUCUGUACCCCAAGCCACUUUAUUAGCAAAAUGUACCUUAGGAGAGUGCUUUAAUAUAAAACUCUGAAAAUUAAACAUUGUUGAAAUCUAUUCCAUAUUCGAGUGGGAAAAUGAAACCGAGCAGUAAUCUAAGGUUAGGCUGGAUGAAGCAUUAGAUAGUUGUAGUGAAAAAGGAUAUGAAGGAACCCUAUUCAUGCAAUUUUUACUUCUUGGUUGAGUGAGACUUUUUUUUAGGUUGCCGAAGCUUGUAAAAGACUAGGGAAGAGACAUGCUCUUUACAGUGAGACCCUAAUGAUCUUUUUCUUCGUUCUUCUGAAAUAUUAGAAAAGUGCUAGUUUUUCGGUUACAAAAAUUAGAAUUGUACAUGCACAAUGAGGUAUGCAUUCUGCUUUCUCUAACUGGUACUGAACUAGCUUGUCUUUAAAAAUGUUGCUCACAUUUUGCACUGGUAUUUUAGUGAGUUACAAUCAAAUAUUUCCAUCUCUAGUUUAUAACUAUUAAAAACGAGGAUUCUGUUUGUGUUUUGUUCUUUUAGGGUGACAAUCGCCUUGGUGCAGAGAGUCAGCACAAGGCCUGGGCAUGACUUUGUAUCCACUUAAGUCUGUAAAACAUGGUUUUACAUGGGAUUUCAAUGAUGGUGUUUUGUGCAGCUGCUCUGUAUAGGGUAUGUCUACA
Pelodiscus sinensis (Chinese soft-shelled turtle) is the source of this 3803-nucleotide messenger RNA. The record is from RefSeq and is a predicted model, not a curated record. Lineage: Eukaryota; Metazoa; Chordata; Testudines; Trionychidae.